AUGGUGAGGAUGAUGAUGAAGGGUCCAAGGAAGAUGCGUCUGCGAACAGCGGCUCUAAGAGCGAUUUCGACGAUGAUGGCGAUGACAACGACGACGACGACGACGGCGAUCGUAAUGGCAAACAAGAAAAAGAAGAAGGACUCGCCUCUACGAAAGAAGAGCGCCCCACCGGUCGCCAAACGCAAGCAGUCGAUCUCGCUGGUCUUCUCGGCGCCCACCAGGCGGGGCAGCACCAUCGUCCGCCGAGAUGCCCCCCCCGGCGUCCCGCAACCCAUCGGUGGGGGCGGCCUCCGGGACGUCCUGGCCAAGCCCGCGGCCGAAAAGGAGUCGAGCGCCAGCGACGACGAGAACCACAGCAGCGACGACGACGACGACGACACCGAAUCGUCGUCGCCGACGUCCACAUCUACGACAUCUACGGAUGACGACGAUGAUGACGACUCGGGCGGCGAGAAGGGAGAUGACGACGAGGCCUUGCAGAAGCGGGCGCGGCGGGAGGUGGCGCACCGCCGGAAGAAAUUGCUGCACAGGCUCGACCCGCCCCGCCCGGAGAGUGAGGACAAGCGGCGACGGCGCGAGGCGCGCCAGCAGAGGCGGCAGGAGCGCGAGCGCGAGAACGAGCGCCAGACGCAGCGGCGCGUGCAGGAGCUGCAGGACCGCGUGCGCGCCCUCAUCGACCGCCAGACGCGCGAGGAGUCGGGCGACGCGCUCGCCGGCGAACAGCAACAAUCGGGGGUCGCCUCCGCCGCGUCGCUGGCCGGCGAGUACGACGAGAGCCUGCUCCUCCAGCAGGAGGGCGAAGAGGGCGACGAGCACCAGGAGGAGGAGGACCCGCGCGACUUUGUCUACGCGCCGGACGAGUACCUGCGGCUGCCGCGGCGCGUGCUGGAGCGGAUCAUGAUCUACUUCCGCCCGCCGGAGCUGGCCGUGCUCGGGCUGGUCCAGAAGGCGUGGCAGCGCGCGGCCGACUCCAACUCGGUGUGGCGCACCUUCUUCCGCGGCACCCAGGCCCAGAACUACUCCCUCCCCUCCUGGAAGCGCUUCUACAAGAUGUUCUGGCGACGCAACAAGAUCGCGGAGGAGAUCUUGUCGACGGAGCAGACCUACGUGCAGAGCCUGCGUGCGGUGGUGGAGGUGUUCGUGAACCCGCUGCGCGACCCGACGAACAAGCAGAUCAUCACCCACACCGACCUCAAGGGCAUCUUCUCCGAGAUCGAGGUCAUCCUCGGCUACAACGCCAAGCUCUUCGCCGAGCUGGCCGAGCGCAUGCAGCACUGGCACUUCGACAUCUGCCUCGGCGACAUCUUUGCCAAGAUGUCGAUGUUCCUCAAGGUCUACACGCAGUACGUCAACCAUUUCAACAAGGCCAUCACCAUCGUCGCCCGGCUCAAGCGCACUUCGGAAGACUUUCGUGCCUUCCUUAUGUACUCGCAAAACAGGAAACAGUGCAAGGGCCUCGACCUCAACGCCUUCCUCAUCAUGCCCGUGCAACGGAUCCCGCGCUAUGUCAUGCUGCUCUCGGAUUUGGUGAAGCACACGCAUCCCUCGCACCCGGACUACCCGGCGCUUUCCGAUGCGCGCACGAAGAUGCAGGAGCUGGCCGUGUUCAUCAACAUCCAGAAGAAGGAGGCCGAGAACAUCUACGAGGUCAUCGCCAUCCAGGACAAGCUCAUCGGCAAAUUUGAGAACAUCGUGGUUCCGGGCCGCAUGUACGUGUUCGAGGGGGUCAUGGCCGAGAUCCAGCUGGCCCCGAAUUCCAAGGGCAAGAUCCAAAAGAUGUCCAACACGAUGCGGAAGAAGAGCCUCGCCUCCCCACCAACCGAACGUAGCGGCAACGCGCAAAUCAGUGCCUACAAGAAAACAGACCACUAUGCGUUCCUGUUCAACGACAUGAUCGUGCUGGCCAAGAAGACUGGCCUCACGUCGCUGAUGAGCUUCAACUUCAUGGCCAAGAAGGCCAAGAAGAAGCUCAUGAAGAACGAGGACGGCCAGCCCAAGGACGUCGAGACCUUCGAGUUCGAAACGCAGAUCGCCCUCUCCGCGGACUGCACCGUCUCCAACGCGCCCCAGGCCAUCAUCGGCACGGAGACAUUUGCGCAGUGCUUCCAAUUGUUCACCGACGACCGAGCCUGGCUCUUCGCCGUGCCCACAGAGCGGGAGAAGACCGAGUGGAUGAGCGUGCUCGACAAGGUGCUCCUGGACAUGGCCGUCGUCGGCCACAAGUCCAUCGCCACGCGCACUGCCACCGCCACCGGCAGCGUCGUGCCCUCGCCCUCUUCUUCCUCCUCCAGCCCAGCGGUCGCCAGCGCCGAGGCAACCCCCGCCGCGGCGGCCCCCGAAUCCGCCCGCUCGUCGUCGUCUCCCGAUCCGCCUCUCUCAGCCCUGCCGGGGGUUCGAUCCCCGUCGCCGCCGUCGCCCUCGUCGUCGACAGGCGCGGCGGAGCCCGCGGAGCAGGCCUCUUCGCCUCCGUCCACCGCGACCGCGACCUCGACGGCGAUACACGAGGCCGGUGACGCCGGCGGAGCCGAUGGCGUCGACACCGGAGAUCAGCAGCCCACCAAGGAGACGCCCAAGCCCCCGGGCGGCGACGACUCUACGCCCGCGGCUCCGGCGGCAGGGGCGGCGGCACAGGCAGCCGCGGCACAGGCGGCGGCGAGCAAGGAAGACGAAGGGAGCGAGGAGGGGGAGGCGGGAGAGCGAGGCGGAGCGAAGGAGAGCGGCAAGCGACACAGCAGCGGCGGCGGCGGCGGUAGCAAGACGCCGGUGCCGGAGCGCAAGGGGGUGGGGAUGAGCCUGCGACGGCAUUCGUUCUCGAUGAACACCCUCUUCCGCAAGAAGGCCAAGCCGCCCGCGAGCGACCUCCAGCGCCAGGCCUCCACCCCGGCCCCCACGGCCGCCGCCGCCAAGGAUUCGUCGUCAGAGAAGGACGAGAAGGAGGCCAGGAGCGGGCUCAAGUACCUCCGAAAACGAGCCAACAGCACCAGCGGCCGCAAGAAGUCGUCCCCGGCAGCAGCGGCGGCGGCGAGCGAGGAGCUGAAGGAGUCGCCACCAUCAACGGAGGGCGGCGAGGAGGCGGCGACGACGAUGGCGCCGGCCGAGGGGGAGGAGGAGGGCGGCGGCGGGUGGGACGAGGGCAUGGUCCAGGAGCUGCGCAAGAAGCGGGCGCAGCGGACGAGCACCGGCACCUGGUUCAAGCGGAGCCUCGACGCCAACAACGUGCCCAUUCUCGCCGAUGGCAUCGGCUCCAGCCGCCUCAAGUAA
Molecule: messenger RNA, 3261 nt
Organism: Acanthamoeba castellanii str. Neff
Lineage: Eukaryota; Discosea; Longamoebia; Acanthamoebidae
Product: RhoGEF domain containing protein
Exons: 10
Coding region: 1-3261 (1086 amino acids)
Molecular function (GO): protein binding; guanyl-nucleotide exchange factor activity
Source: RefSeq, a predicted model, not a curated record